AUGAGAUUUUCACUGAAAAUAAGUGCUGUUCCUGGAAUACUUACUGCAGUCUCGUUUCUGGAAUUACGUUUGGGAUUGAGCUUGUACGAAGAUCACAUUAUCCAAUGGAGUCCUAACAACUCAAGAUUUGGGUACAAUAACAAGCCAUUGCUUGUCAAGGAAGGUGACAAUAUUGUUUUUCUGUGCCCAAAUGAAAGGAGGCAUAAAUAUACAUUGUAUUGGACACUGAACCAUUCCGCUUACAUGCAGUGCAGAACCACCAACCAACCGGACGUGCAUGAAUUAAUGCGAUGCGAUGCAAACUCAAAAGUCUACGAGUUCAUUCUCAAAGUCAGUCUCUUUUCAGAGCUGAUGCAUAUUCCACAGUUUUAUCCGGGUGUUCCGGUUUACUUUUUGAGU
Dicrocoelium dendriticum is the source of this 399-nucleotide messenger RNA. NCBI's taxonomy places the organism in Eukaryota, Metazoa, Platyhelminthes, Trematoda, Plagiorchiida, Dicrocoeliidae. The record is from the annotation of a GenBank genome assembly.